Molecule: messenger RNA, 5220 nt
Organism: Rhagoletis pomonella (apple maggot)
Lineage: Eukaryota; Metazoa; Arthropoda; Insecta; Diptera; Tephritidae
Source: RefSeq, a predicted model, not a curated record
ACGUUUGCGUCAAGAGCUGCUUGUCGUAAUUAGUUGGUCAAAAUGUCUGAUUGCGAGUGACCGGAAAAGUCUAUUGCUUGGGAUCAGGAACAGCGAGAACAGCAACACAGCACGAAAUCAAGAAGUUCGCAUUGCGCAAUGCGGAUGUGUAAAAUACUUUAAGAGUACGAAAUAGAAUAAAAUGAAAAGAGACCAUCUAAUAACAUUUAGUGAAAUUGAAAAUGAAGCUGCAAAAAUAAGAAAUAAGAGAAAAACAUGAUUGGAGAAAAUGAAUUAUAUAAACAAACAAGAAAGUUAGUUGCGAAAAUGCUGCAAAAAUCAAAGUGUCCAAACAGCAAAUUGCUGGCGUAUUAAGAAGUCACAUACAUACGAGCACAGAUACGGUGGGAUGGGCGAAAUGCGUGUGUGAGUGAGUGAGCGAAACACAAACAUUCGACUGUAAGCAGCAGCAGCAGCAGCGAAAUAAAUAGAGAAAUACAAGAAAACAAACAUAUGUGUAUAAAAAAAAACAACUUGAAACUAUGUAUGUAUGUUGUGGAAGUGAGCAAAAAGAAUUAAAGUGGCAAAUCACAAAAGUAAAUUCAACAGUGAAAUCGGUUUUGGAGCCUGUGGGGCCACCAGCACCAAUACUUAGCCUUUCUGAUAAAGUACAUUUUUAACAACAUUUAUAUGAACAGAUGUGUGCCGAAUUUAGUUGAACAGUUUAAUGCCGUAACAUAUUUAAAGAUUAAAAUAUGCAUUUCUCCAAUAUUUAACAAAAAACCCCCAGAGAGAAAUUCAAUAAAUUAUAUCUGUGUAUAUAGUAGGACGAGUAUUUAUAUACAUACAUAGUGUCCUUAUAAUACAUGAAUAAGUAAAAUUUAGCAUAGUUUUUGCUGAGCGAAAAGUUGAAAAAAAAUUAACAAGAGAAAUCGCUUCCGGUGCAAUUGGCGUCGACAAACAAUAAGCUACCAAACAAAGCUGCUCUACGGCAAGCAAGCAAGCAGUGCUACAAGCACAACUACAAAAUGGCUGCGCAAAAUUGCAUUUCGCCAUUUUUACCACCCCUCCGAAUGGCUUUCCUCACAUUGCCGUUGUUGAUAGUGCAUACACAGGCGCGAAUCGGCUACUUUUGGCACAUCACAGAUUUGCAUUUGGACACAUACUACUCGACGCAAGGAGAUGUUAUGCACAGUUGCUGGCGGAUUGACGGUCAAUCGCCGAGCGCUGCCAUUCGUUCACCGGGUCGCUUUGGUGAUUACUUCUGCGACAGUCCUUGGAGUCUAAUUGAGUCGGCGGCGAAAGCAAUGAAGUCGCGACAAGGCGACAAUGUCGAAUUCGUGCUAUGGACGGGGGAUGGUUUGUCGCACUCAGCGCUUAAGGAGUCAGACACAAAGAGACUGGAAAUCCUUCGUAAUAUCACCGAUCUACUAGGGCGUACAUUUUCAUCUCAAUUCGUGUUUCCAGUGUUAGGCCAUGAAGAUGGCACAAAUAACUUUCGACAUAUGGGCGAACUUUGGCGGCAUUGGCUGCCAUCGGAGGCAUUGCAUACGUUCGAAAAAGGUGGCUACUACUCCAUUGAACAAACAAAAAGUCGCCUUCGUAUAAUUGCUCUGAAUACAAAUUUCAUGCGUCACGAUCACAAAUCGCAGCCUAGCCAUUUGGCAGCUGUGCGACAGCGCACUCCGAAUGGUGCAGGUGGCAACGGCGAUUCAGAGUAUAAGACGUAUUACUACCACCACGGUUCGAUACAUCAACAUCACGGACAUUCUUCCAGUGACUGGAUGUCGCAUGGUGGUGGCUAUGGUGGCUAUGGCGGUGGACAUCAUCGCGGCAUGAACGCGAUUCCGGCGUUAAGCGUAGGCGAUGGGGGUGGGCGAGUGAGUGCUUUAUCUGAAUACGAGACCCAGGAUGCUGAGAAGCAAUGGGUGUGGCUGGAAGAGGUGCUCAUCAAGUCGAAAGAUAAUAAAGAGACUGUCUACAUUGUGGGACAUAUACCACCCGGUUCAGACGAGCGCCACAUCGGCUUGCAACAGAAUGGGCACACCACUUUCACCGAAACUAACAACAAACGCUACUUGGAAUUGGUGCGCAAGUACUCGUCAAUAAUACAGGGCCAGUUUUUCGGUCAUUUGCAUUCAGAUUCUUUUCGUAUCAUCUAUGAUGACAAUGGCAAACCGGUUUCUUGGAUGAUGAUUUCGCCAUCCGUAACACCAAGGAAAUUAAACGUUGGCUCAAAUAAUCCAGCGAUGCGUCUUUACAAAUUCGAUACGGACUCCGGUCAGAGCGCGCUGCUGCCGAAACUCAUUGCACGCAUGAGAGUGCUACAGCAGCAGCUGCAGCGAGCGGCUUUGGGUGAAAAGCACGAACGACAAAUUGAAUUCGCUGCAUUGGUAAUGACGAGAACUAUGGCAACAAAAAAUGAAGCGGCAAUACCGGUGACGUUAAUAAAUGCACGAACGACGGCAUUCACACUGCUGCUUCGAAUAUUGUUGAUGCUGCAAUAUGCGUUGGAGCAUAGUUACCAUGGCAGGGACAAAUUCCCGCUUCUGCGGGGUAAUACGAAGCAUCGUCCUGCGGAGGACCAACCGAGCGCAAAAAUUACUGAAAAUAAAAUUGAAAAUUUUUGCAUGCAACGGACAGCAAUGCAGCUAAAGACCGACAACAUGCUGUUGCAGAAGGGCAAUGAGAUGGUGUUACUGCAACAGCCAACAACACUUCGUUUCAGCAUUUGGUGCUACAAAGGCUUCAAUAUUAUCGCUGUGGCAGCGGCAGCCAGCAACGACAAAACCAACACCUCCUCGGACAACAAUGCGUUCCAGUUGCAGAUGUGGCUUGGCGGGGCGCACGAAAUUGUUGCCGGCAAUAACAAUAGCCAUCGUGCAACAACUCCGAUUUCAACCAUACAACAGCAAUUGCUACAAAGUGAUUGCGUAAAUUACAGGUCCCUGCGACUCGAGCUGCAAUUUUUGUGUAUAUUUUGCUUCAUAAUAAGUUACAUGUGGCUUAAAAAUAGCCAGCAUUUUGAUCCACCAGGCAGUCGACGCCAUAAUACUACCACCAAUGCAGACUUUGGUAUAAGCGCCCCCGCCAACUUAAUUGGCCCUAACUUCUCCUAUCACUCCUUGAAACACCAACAACUGCAUUGGCGAUCAGGCUUGUGCUCCGCCACACAGUAGUACGAACACUCUUUAUCGCUUUAUAGCUUAGCUGUUUGUAUUGUAUGCAAUUGUAUUUUUAUUGCUAUAGUAUUUAAAUUAUAUUUAAAGGCAUGUGUGAAAUUAGAUAGCUGUAUGUAAGCAGGUGAAUAGCUAACUAUUAAUAUAAAUUGCAAUGUUUCCGACGGAAAUAUUCGAGCUCCUAACCCUUUGAAAUCCAAGAGAGAAAGUUUCUCCAACUGUUAUUCUAUUCCAAAGAAGAUUGUGUAAAUAUUUGGCUCAGGAGGCUUUGAUUGUAUGUGUUUUGAAAUGCGUAUACCAUAAUUACUUACUCAUCAUAGAAACGGAAGAAAAAAAAUUGUUUACCUCAUAAUGGACUUACUAAGCCAAAAUGCAAAAAAAAUAUCUAUUAUUCAAAACAUAAUUUAAAAAGAUUACAAAUAUGGACAGGGUAUGUUUUUAAGACAAUUUCUUCAAUGCCUAUAAAAUACACCCGGUGCUAAUAUUAUAAACGCACCACAUAUUAGCAAUUAUUAUUUUUUGCUUGUUAGUUUGGUUAUAAUAGAAUAUUUUGAUCAAAAACUUCCUCUGCCUCUGAGACAUCCAGAGCCGACCCGUUCCUGGCUAGCUCGUCGGCCUUCUCAUUGCCUUCAAUUCUGCUGUGCCGUAGCAUCCAGAUCACUGCAACGACAUACCUAUCAGAUAAAGCCAUAAAAUUCUCACUGUAUUAUUUUUUUUUAAUAUUAUGCUAGAAGUGAUGCUUACAGAGCCAAGUGCCUUGGUCGCUGCCGGGCUAUCGAGAAAACAGCAAUGCUGUUCCAUGCUAGCUUCGAGGCUACUUUGCAUGCUGUUUUGAUGGCACAGACCUCUGUCGAAAAACACUGGCCGAAUUCGGUAGUCGAAUAGACUCUUCGAUUUGGAGGUAAGUUGAAAAAGUUCCCGCCCUAUGCCACAUAAGAGAGGAACCACAAACCCGACAUCGUUUGCCUACGCGACAGCUUUGACUCCUUCUCUGUUGAGGCUUAGAAGAAUGUUUUUUAGCAGAAAGUUCUUACUCCGCAGAUUUCUGAGUUUCUGCUAAUUUUUGGCCUCUGGGCUAACGCUAUUGAGCGUAGCUGCAUAAAUGGAGAAGAUAUAACAAAAAAAAUCAGAACUGAACAAUCAGUUGUAUGGGUGCUAUAUUUCCCGUUCCGACAAAUGUUGAAUACAUUAUAAAAGUACAGCCGCUUACUAAGUUUAAAUCGGAUAUAUUGAAAAUUGAGGGACGAUAUUACAUUCAAAAAGACAUAGGAAUCCACUCAGCUCGACAUCCUGAUUAUACAUUUUCAUGGGUCUAUCUCUUCUUCUACUGGUACUUACAAGCAUCGGACCAAAGUUAUUAUAUCAUUUCUUGGGCAUGAAAGGUGUAAAUAUAUUAACAGACAGUCGCUCAUCGCCAUUCCUACGAUUUUUUGUUUGUGCACCGAAAGACCGACGUUACUGAGUGCUAACCCACCUAUCGUCCUAAUACAAAUAAUUUCGUUGAUACGUUAGCCAAACUGAAAGCCGUUUAUUUUUUUCUCCUUUUUCCUUACUCUACGAGCUGCAAUUAUUUGACAAGUUAGUUUUCGUGGCAUGUGCUAACCAGCAGAUAUGCAUAAAUAGUUGGUUUCUAUGUGUUUAUAAUAAUAGCGGCGCCUAGAGAAGCUUACGGCAUAAACUAUUUCAAAAGAGACUCAGGCCAUGAGUUUAUCAUGCUGAGCAGGAAGAGGAAUAUUCUCUCGAGUAAAGAUUCCAAAAAAUUAUAAAAAUUCGCUUCUCGUUUUAUAGUUGCCAUGGCGAUAGUAAUAAUUGCACUCAUACAAACAGUACGUAAUCGCCUGAUUUAUGAAACACCGAGCAUUUAUCCAUGGUGUUAACCACAGCCUUCUCUGCAUUACUGGUAAUACAAAAUUGAAUGCUACACUUUUCCUAGGACAUCUCCGUGGGAAAAAUAAUGCAUUUUCGAAAGUGAAAACGGCUAUUUUACUGAUUAAUUUUUCGAUUACUAUACAUUAAAUUUUCCCACUUAAAAUGGUAAAUGGGGUACGAAAAAUUUAGGUAC